Molecule: messenger RNA, 2298 nt
Organism: Salvelinus namaycush (lake trout)
Lineage: Eukaryota; Metazoa; Chordata; Actinopteri; Salmoniformes; Salmonidae
Product: transmembrane protein 47-like
Exons: 3
Coding region: 295-813 (172 amino acids)
Biological process (GO): cell-cell adhesion
Cellular component (GO): cell-cell junction; membrane
Source: RefSeq, a predicted model, not a curated record
UUGAUGGAUCGUAUAUUUACAUCCUUAUCUCAACUGUAGUAGUGAAAUUAGUUCCGCAGUGACUGUGGGAGCUGCCAUAUCAGUUGUCCAGAUGGGGGCGCACGGGAUCUGAGUAAAGCGCAUUGUGAGCACAGACAGACGCGGGGAGGAGAGGACUUUAUGAGGGGUUGCACCACAACUUGCUGUAGUCGAUUCUGAACUUUCGGAUCUGAUCGUGCUUGAGGACCCUGUCGCAGCUUUUCUUUUCUCCUCAAUUUCAACACGCGUGGAUCCAAGUCAACUUAAUAUGAAAAAAUGUCGAUAAAUGAAGUGUACGUUUUCCGACCGUUCAAAUUGAUUGCUUUACUUUGUGUAUUUCUGGCAUUGUGUCUGGACAUCGUAGCGUUAUUGAGCCCCGCUUGGGUAACGGCAGAGCGUUUUUCUUUGUCGCUAUGGGAAUCAUGCACUGAAACAGAGGCUGGCUGGAGAUGCCUUUCCACCCUCACAUCUGACUGGCAGAUCGCCACUCUGGUGCUGCUGCUGGCUGGUGCUGCGGUGACUCUGGUGACCUUCCUGGUGGCCCUCAUCUCCCUGUGCCGGGGGACACACAGACGGCACUACCGCAUGGUGGCCGUGUUCCUGUUCACUGCAGUGGUCCUUCAGGCCUGUGCACUGGUCCUCUACCCAAUCAAGUUCAUUGAUGGAACUGUCCUCCAGACCUACCAUGAGUUCAACUGGGGCUACGGACUGGGCUGGGGAGGCACCAUCUUCAUGCUAGGGGGAGGCAUCCUCUUCUGCCUCCGGACGGACAUGUACGAGGACGCUAUGUACUGAAUCCUCUCUCUCUCUCCUACUCUCUAUAUCGCUCUCUUGUUCUUUCUGUCACACACACAAACAAAUAUUGACAUCCACUCUCUUGUGCGACAACACACCCACACAACACACCCACACAAACACAUCCUUCCUCUGCCCACAUAGACAAGCUUCGACACCUACAUACAGUACAUCUCUGUUAUUUAUAGACAGCGUGUGAGGGCUCCUGGCUCUGGCUGAUCAGCAGGAGAGAUGAAGUCGGAGGAGCAGCUGUGUGGAGAGAAUGUCUGCCUGUCCCCAGUGGGGUGCCAGAGACCCUCACCACGGUCAGACAGACAGCCAUGAUGUUAAAUCACAGAAAUGGUUUUGGACAGACGGGCCACUCGACCUAUGAACUUUUCUACAGCGCAUCCCAUGAAUCUCCAUUUGUAGAGCAACAAGAAAGUAGAUUCUCUGAGCCCUACCCUCUGGGCUGAGGUGUUUAUAUAGGGGAUUGUUACAGUAUAUGGGCCAUCCCACCAAUUCGGUGCCUUUUGAAAAAAAUUACUUUUGAUUUCACAUUUUAACAUUCUGUCAUAAAGAGCAAAUGUUCAACUUAAUAAAAGUUUUCCCAUCUCAAAAUAAAUAAAAAAGACAAUAGAAAGUGCCUAUUAAGUGCCAAAUAAAGUAACAGGGUUGACAAUUUAAUCUUAAAUCAGCCAUGGAUCCUGUUUUGACUUGGGAAUGGAAGCUUGUUGUUUGCAACAGGGAGUGGCAAUUGAAUGCAAGCUUCACCAAAAAUGUUUAAUUGUUUAAACAUUUCUAGUAUAUCUAUCUAUGGGUAACAGGGUUGAUGUGUUGUGCUCGACCCCUCACUUUCCACGACGACACCAGAAAAUGUCCAAUAGGAGUAGAGCCAGCUCACCUGCUUUUACACUAUGAUUUGACUAUUAAUUACUAAUGACUACUAAUUUUCAGAAAUAAUUUUGUCAAAGCAACUUCAUAACUAGGGCUUUACAAUGAUGGUGAAAACGUACAGAAUUUUCGGGUUAAGUGGGUUAAAAUAUUACAAGUCACAGAGGGUGCAUGGAGGGACAUGUCAAAAUACACAAUUUGGGCUCUUUAGCAAGUCUUUAUUCAUAUAAAAAAUGUGAUUUAUAGAAUUCUCCAUGUGGUCUAUAUUCAUUUAAUAUAAAAGUAUUUUAAUAUGUAAUAAUGUUUAUUUAAAAUAGCAAAUGGAUGCAAAAGGCACUCUUAGUGGAACGACCCAUAUAUUCUUUUUUCUUUUGUGUAUUUUUUUGUGAUGACGACAACUAAUAUUGUUAAUGUAUUGAUGGUAUCAUUUAUCUUGCUAUCUAUUCUCCCACAGGAAGAUAUAUAUUUUAUGUAUUGCUGUUUCAUAAUUGCAGUUUCUGAACACUGAGAAGUUAAAAUGGGUGAAUCCCAAAACAUGCCUGGUUUUCAAACUCCUCCUGACAUUUGUAGUGUAAAAUAAACAGUACUGAUAUAUAUGCAAUAAUGACCAAA